AUGGAGGCCAUCAAGCAGACUUUUGCGCGCUGCAAGGCGCAGAAUAGGGCUGCGCUGGUCACCUAUGUCACCGCCGGCUUCCCCAAGCCCGAGCACACGCCCAACAUCCUGCUUGCCAUGGAGAAGGGUGGCGCAGAUGUCAUCGAGCUCGGCGUGCCGUUUACUGACCCAAUCGCCGAUGGUCCGACGAUUCAGACUGCGAACACCAUUGCCCUUCAAAAUGGAGUCACGAUCCCGUCGACCCUCCAGAUGGUCCGCGACGCCCGCAAGCUGGGCCUGCGCGCCCCAAUCCUGCUCAUGGGAUACUACAACCCGCUGCUGAGCUACGGCGAGGAGCGCCUGAUGAAGGACUGCCGCGAGGCCGGUGUCAACGGCUUCAUCAUUGUGGAUUUGCCGCCCGAGGAGGCUGUUUCGUUUAGGAGGCUUUGCUCUCGUGGGGGUCUUUCGUAUGUGCCGCUUAUUGCGCCCGCUACCUCUGACGCCCGCAUGCGCAUCCUCUGCCAGCUGGCCGACUCCUUCAUCUACGUCGUCUCUCGCCAGGGCGUGACCGGCGCCAGUGGCACCCUGAACGCUCACCUCCCGGAACUGUUGUCGCGGGUCAAGAAGUAUAGCGGCGACAAGCCCGCGGCCGUGGGCUUCGGUGUCAGCACCCGCGACCACUUUGUGUCUGUCUCCCAGAUCGCGGAUGGCGUCGUGGUUGGCAGCAUGAUCGUGUCUACGCUGAAAAACGCUGCCCCAGGCAAGGAGUGCCAGGAUGUGCAGGAUUUCUGCGCUUACCUCUGCGGGCGCACAACCAGCGACGAGGACGAAGCCACCCGCGAGGUGGGCAUCAUUGAGGCCAUCUCAGGCGCCACAGAGCCCGAGCGCGAGGCCACCGUUGAUGGCGUUGUCACGGACUCGGAUGAUCAGGAUGGUCUUGUUGCCGAGCUCGCGGCUAUGCAUAACAAGAUAUCGGAUCGCUUUGGCGAGUUCGGCGGACAGUACGUCCCUGAGUCAUUGAUGGAUUGCCUGACGGAGCUCGAGGAGGGCUUCAACAAGAUCAAAGACGACCCUGGCUUCUGGGAGGAAUACCGCUCGUACUACCCCUGGAUGGGUCGUCCCGGCCACCUGCACAAGGCAGAGCGGCUCACCGAGUACGCCGGCGGUGCGAACAUCUGGCUGAAGCGCGAGGAUCUCAACCACACGGGAUCCCAUAAAAUCAACAACGCACUGGGCCAGCUCCUCCUCGCCAGACGGCUCGGCAAGACCAAGAUCAUCGCCGAGACGGGUGCGGGCCAGCACGGCGUCGCGACAGCCACCGUCUGCGCCAAAUUCGGCAUGGACUGCACCGUCUACAUGGGCGCCGAGGAUGUUCGCCGGCAGGCGCUCAACGUCUUCCGCAUGAAGCUGCUCGGGGCCAAGGUAGUCGCCGUCGAGGCCGGCAGCCGCACGCUCCGCGACGCGGUCAACGAAGCCAUGCGUGCGUGGGUCGUUAAUGUCGAGGACACGCACUACAUCAUUGGCUCCGCCAUCGGCCCGCACCCGUUCCCGACCAUUGUCCGCACGUUCCAGUCCGUCAUUGGCAACGAGACCAAGGCCCAGAUGCUCGAGAAGCGUGGCAAACUUCCCGACGCCGUCGUCGCCUGUGUCGGGGGCGGUAGCAACGCUGUCGGCAUGUUUUAUCCGUUUAGCAACGAGCCGAGCGUGAAGCUGCUUGGUGUGGAGGCCGGCGGUGAUGGUAUCGACACUGCGCGCCACAGUGCGACGCUUACUGCGGGAUCAAAGGGUGUGCUCCAUGGUGUGCGCACAUAUAUUCUGCAGAAUGAGCAUGGCCAGAUUGAUGACACCCACUCGGUCUCGGCCGGCUUGGAUUAUCCCGGUGUCGGACCGGAGUUGUCGCACUGGAAGGACACGCAGCGUGCCAAGUUCAUUGCUGCUACGGAUGCGCAGGCGUUUAUUGGUUUCAAGCUGAUGACGCAGCUGGAGGGCAUCAUCCCCGCGCUCGAGUCGUCGCAUGGUAUCUACGGGGCCAUUGAGCUGGCCAAGACGAUGAAGAAGGACGAGGAUCUUGUCAUUUGCCUGAGCGGUCGUGGUGAUAAGGAUGUGCAGAGCGUGGCGGAUGAGCUGCCUAUCCUUGGGCCCAAGAUCGGUUGGGACCUUCGCUUCUAG
Molecule: messenger RNA, 2148 nt
Organism: Canariomyces notabilis
Lineage: Eukaryota; Fungi; Ascomycota; Sordariomycetes; Sordariales; Chaetomiaceae
Product: tryptophan synthase
Exons: 5
Coding region: 1-2148 (715 amino acids)
Biological process (GO): L-tryptophan biosynthetic process
Cellular component (GO): cytoplasm
Molecular function (GO): tryptophan synthase activity
Source: RefSeq, a predicted model, not a curated record